UCGAGGCCACGCAGCCCGAGACCCCACAGGCAAAGGACUGGGACUGCGGCCUAGGUGAGAACUCUGAGCGGGGUGAAAAGGGAGCCGGCCCGAGCCACUUCCUGGGCCCCCCCAUUCGAGGCAGUGGAAGCAACCACUACGCCGGAAGCGGAAGCGGGGACGAGAGGAGGCGGGGCACCCGGUGUUGCCAGAGCUCGGGCUGACGAGGAGCCGCGUCGGAGCGUGCCGUCGCCGCCGCCGCCGCCGCCGCCAUGAUCAUCCCGGUGCGCUGCUUCACGUGCGGCAAGAUCGUGGGCAACAAGUGGGAGGCUUACCUGGGGCUGCUGCAGGCCGAGUACACCGAAGGGGACGCCCUGGACGCGCUGGGCCUGAAGCGCUACUGCUGCCGUCGGAUGCUGCUGGCCCACGUGGACCUGAUAGAGAAGCUGCUCAACUACGCGCCGCUGGAGAAGUGAGCCCCGCGGGGAGCGCCGGCCGCGCUGUCCGCCCUGUGAAAGGCUUGGGGGAGGGCGCCCCCAUGCGGGGCCCGGCUGCCCUCCCCUGGCCAUCUGCUCUGCGGGAGGCCCGGCCGGGGCUGUUCCUCCCAUGGGGGCGCCCCCCUCCCCAGACACCUCGCUCUGCCCUCUGCCCUAGGGAGCAGGCCCGGCUCAGCCGUCCUCCCCAGGGGCUCCACAGCUCUCAAUAAACCUGUCGUUGGGAA
Molecule: messenger RNA, 700 nt
Organism: Antechinus flavipes (yellow-footed antechinus)
Lineage: Eukaryota; Metazoa; Chordata; Mammalia; Dasyuromorphia; Dasyuridae
Gene: POLR2L
Product: RNA polymerase II, I and III subunit L
Exons: 2
Coding region: 252-455 (67 amino acids)
Biological process (GO): transcription by RNA polymerase I; tRNA transcription by RNA polymerase III; transcription by RNA polymerase II
Cellular component (GO): RNA polymerase II, core complex; RNA polymerase III complex; RNA polymerase I complex
Molecular function (GO): zinc ion binding; DNA-directed RNA polymerase activity; DNA binding
Source: RefSeq, a predicted model, not a curated record